Messenger RNA from Cynoglossus semilaevis (tongue sole), 5017 nucleotides. RefSeq names its product probable cation-transporting ATPase 13A3. The record is from RefSeq and is a predicted model, not a curated record. NCBI's taxonomy places the organism in Eukaryota, Metazoa, Chordata, Actinopteri, Pleuronectiformes, Cynoglossidae. Gene Ontology annotation, biological process: polyamine transmembrane transport; intracellular calcium ion homeostasis. Bases 847 to 4554 code for a protein of 1235 amino acids. Gene Ontology annotation, molecular function: ATP binding; polyamine transmembrane transporter activity; ATP hydrolysis activity. The transcript has 33 exons. Gene Ontology annotation, cellular component: late endosome membrane.
UGUGUUUUCUCAGCUGCAGGUUGACUGCAUAGCUUCAGGCCAAAUGUUACGUCACAUGAACACCAUUGAUGUCAGCAGAGAUUUGACUAAAUCUGAUGUUACAGAACAAUCAGUAUUAUUUAAAAUUCAUCCUUUUUUUAAAAAAAAUUCCUGGAAGUAUACUCAGAUUUUUGCUAAAGAACACAUUUAUUUUGGUAGAAUUACAAUGAAAAUAGUGAAAUUUUGAAAUUGUUAUAAUAAGAACUCUUUAAUGAAGCUUCUUUUUUGCUCAGUACAUUGUUACAUCAUCCCUACAGGAUUUAUCUUUUUAUUUUAUUAAGGCCUUCAAAUGGGACUAGCCUAUGAACAGCAUAACUGUGCGUGGCCCAGACUAAAACUGACCAGACAGUGAUUAAAUAUCGCUUAUUUUCAAUGUCUAUGAAUUGUUUGGACGUAUUUUUUCAUAUACUGCUAAUAUUAAAGAAGAAAUAUAAGUGUAAACGAUCUUUAACGUUGUCGUGGCCAGUUUGAACCAGUUUACAGUGUCUUCGGUGGAACAUGUCUCUACACAUCUCCACUUUCCUCAGACUUAGACACUUUCAGCCCAAAACUCUUCUACUGACUGGUGGUCUCUGAUGACCUCACAUCCUGUUUCCCACUUCCUCCUGAGUGAAGCGGUUUAGGACGGUCGGGUCCACGGUGCAGCGUGGAUGAUUGGGCGCGAUUCCUCGCAUAUAUACUGACGGCGGUCGUUAGUGGAAGGUUAACCGAGUGCAGUGGUCGGUUUAAAGCGGUACCACAGACGUGGCCAUGCCGUGUGAGACUCACUGACAGAGGAGAAGAGUGUGUUGUUGCAGUUUUGACACAAUGAAGACAAAAGAGGGGACGAUUAUAAACCAGGGCCUGGAGGAUGAAAUGGAGGUGUGGGGCUACCGGCCAUGUCUGUGGAAGAUGAUCCUCGUCGGAAUGGCUGCGGUGUGCUCCGGUGGUCUUCUCCUGCUGCUGCUCUACUGGUUACCUGAGUGGGGCGUGAAGGUUACCUGCACACACACCUCGCUGAGGGACGCACACACACUCCUGCUCAGGACCACAGAUGAGUUCAGGCAGUGGUUUCGAACUACAGUACAUGUCAUGUUGGCUCCCAGGAGGAAACCCUUUGACAGUUUGACUCAAAAGUCCACAGGUCAAGUUUCGAAUGAAGACCACAUUGUCAGUAGUAUUCCAGAGGAGCAGCAUCAGAUACACUACUUCACUCACCACAGCACUACGUACUUCUGGAAUGAUGAGACCCAGACUUUUGACUUCCAUAAAGGCUUGGAGGAUUUGAAGGUGAGCUGCGCUUCCAUUCACUCAGACCACAGCAGUGGACUGUCCAAGAGUGUUCAGAACUACAGGAGGCUGUUUUUUAGUGAGAAUGAAAUCGCUGUGAGGGUUCCCUCUCUUUUUAAGCUCCUAAUAAAAGAGGUCCUGAAUCCUUUCUACAUCUUCCAGCUCUUCAGUGUUAUUCUGUGGAGCGUAGAGGAUUACUACUAUUACGCCACUGCCAUUGUUUUUAUGUCUGCCAUUUCUAUAGCUACCUCACUGUACACCAUCAAGAAGCAAUACGUGAUGCUGCAUGACAUGGUGGCGGCACACAGCGUGGUCCGUGUUUCUCUGUGCACUGGAAAUAACGAAAUUGAAGAGGCGAUGUCUACAGAGCUUGUGCCCGGUGAUGUCAUCAAUAUUCCGACCAAUGGGAUGAUUAUGCCAUGUGAUGCCGUGCUCAUCCAUGGAACCUGCAUUGUAAAUGAGAGCAUGCUGACAGGAGAGAGUGUUCCAGUUACCAAAACCAGUGUUCCCAGCUCAGGUGAUGACGCCGCCAGGAGUUACAACAUGGAGGAGCACAAGAGACACACUCUGUUCUGUGGUACUCAUGUGAUCCAGACUCGCUUCUACACUGGUGAAUUGGUGAAGGCUGUUGUGGUCAGAACAGGCUUCAGCACAGAGAAAGGUCAACUGGUUCGCUCCAUCCUCUACCCUAAACCCACCGACUUCAAACUGUACCGUGACGCCUACCUGUUCCUGCUCUGUUUGGUGGGCGUGGCAGGGAUCGGCUUCAUCUACACCAUCGUCCUCAGUGUGAUGAACAAGGUUCCAGCGAAGACCAUCAUCAUUGAGUCUCUGGACAUCAUCACCAUCACUGUGCCUCCAGCCUUACCAGCCGCAAUGACUGCUGGGAUUGUGUACGCGCAGAGGCGUCUCAAGCGGGUCGGCAUCUUCUGCAUCAGCCCCCAGAGGAUCAACAUGUGUGGUCAACUGAACCUGGUUUGCUUUGACAAGACAGGUACUUUGACUGAAGAUGGUUUGGACCUGUGGGGGAUACAGAGAGCUGAGAAUGGCAGCUUUUCUCCUGCAGAGUCAGACGCAGCCAAAGAGAGUCUGGUGAAGUCAGCGUUUGUGGCCUGCAUGGCGGCCUGCCACUCACUGACAAAAAUUGAUGGUGAACUGUGUGGGGAUCCUUUGGACCUGAAGAUGUUUAACGCCACGGGCUGGGUCCUAGAGGAGCCCACGGAGGAGGAGACAGCCCUCCACAACCCCAUCAUGCCUACAGUGGUGCGACCUCCGAAGCAUAUCCUUCCUGAAACCAGUCUGAACCAUCACCUGUCUGAAAGCAUGGAGCUUCCUGAAACAAGACUCUUUGAGAUCGGUAUUGUGCGUCAGUUCCCCUUCUCCUCGGCGCUGCAAAGGAUGAGUGUGGUGGUCAGAAAGUUGGGUGAAAAGCACAUGGAUGCUUACCUGAAAGGAGCUCCGGAGGUCGUGGCUGCUCUCUGCAAGCAGCACUCAGUCCCCCAGAGUUUCACAGAGACUCUAGAGAGCUACACCAGACAGGGCUUCCGGGUCAUCGCCCUGGCACACAGACAGCUGGAGUCCAAACUCUCAUGGCACAAAGUCCAGAGCCUCAGCAGGGAGCUGAUAGAGACCAACAUGGAGUUCCUAGGUUUGAUCAUCAUGCAGAACAAAAUAAAGCAGGAGACGACGGGGGUUUUAACUGAACUCCGAGCAGCCAACAUCCGCACUCUGAUGGUCACAGGUGACAACAUGCUGACGGCCAUAUCUGUUGCCAGGGGCUGUGGGAUGGUCCAGGCCAAUGAGAAGGUCAUCAUAGCGGAUGCUUUGCCUCCUAAGGAUUUCCAGCCUGCUAGUAUCACGUGGUGUUACACAGUAAACCCUGCUCUGAUCAACAAAGACAAUCAGUGCGUGGAGAUAAAUGUGGAGGAAGUCGUUUGUGACCAGGACCACACCGUGCAGGAGGACAGAUAUCACUUUGCUUUGAGUGGCAAAGCUUUUGAUGUUAUUACUGAACACUUCCCUCAUCUAAUCCAGAAGCUUGCGCUGCGAGGCACCGUGUUUGCCAGAAUGGCUCCGGAUCAGAAGACUCAGCUGGUGGAAGUCCUGCAGGGCAUCGACUACACUGUCGGGAUGUGUGGUGAUGGUGCAAACGACUGUGGAGCCCUGAAGAGAGCUCACAGUGGGAUUUCUUUGUCUGAACUGGAGGCUUCCGUAGCUUCACCCUUCACUUCCACCACAUCAAACAUCACCUGUGUCCCCAACCUCAUCAGAGAGGGCCGGGCUGCCCUCAUUACAUCCUUCUGUGUCUUCAAGUUCAUGGCUCUGUACAGCAUCAUCCAGUACCUCAGUGUCACGCUGCUCUACUCUAUCCUCAGUAACUUAGGAGAUUUCCAGUUCCUCUUCAUUGACAUUGCCAUCAUUCUCAUCAUUGCCUUCACGAUGAGUCUGAACCCAGCGUGGAACGAGCUGGUGUGGCGCCGUCCUCCGUCCAGCCUCAUAUCUGGGCCACUGCUCUUCUCGGUUCUGACCCAGAUCCUCACCUGCCUCUUUUUCCAAGUUCUGUCCUUCCUCCUGGUGAAACAGCAGAGCUGGUAUGAGAUAUGGACUCCACAGUCAGACGCCUGCAACGUUACCCGCACCAGUUUCUCCAGCCACAACGUGACAACUCCUCACGACCACAAAAACAUUAAGAACUACGAGAACACCACCCUCUUCUACGUCUCCUCCUUCCAGUAUCUGGCUGUGGCCAUCGUCUUCUCCAAGGGGAAGCCCUUCAGACAGCCAAGCUACAAGAACUGGCCCUUCAUGCUCUCCUGCAUUGGCUUGUACAGCUUUCUGCUGCUCAUCCUGCUUCACCCUUUCCCUGCAGUCGACAGGUUUCUGGAGAUCGUGUGUGUUCCCCAAGACUGGCGCGUCACCCUUGUUGUCAUUGUGGUGGUGAAUGCAGCCGUGUCUUUCAUCCUUGAGAUGUUCAUCCUUGACAUCAUCCUGUGGAGGCUAGUUUUCAGAGGCCAUAAGGGGCAGAACAGAGCCCCAGAGUCCCAUGCCUCUGCAACACCUCAGGUGGCCAACGACCGCUGGGCCUCAUCCUGCCUGAAGUGGCUUUUUUGUCAGAAAAGCAAAAAACCAAGGAUGUUAUACAUGCAGGUGGCCCUGGAACUGCAAGAUGACCUGGACUGGCCGCCCCGACCUUCCUCUGUCACCUACGCCACUCAGCCUCAGUGGGAUGUUUCAGCAAAUCUCUGACAGACGCAAACAAAAAACAAAAACUGAUCAACAAAAGUAAAGUACUGUACAGACUGAACGUGGAGCCUGACAGGUAAGAAACUGAGUUUGGAGAUGAAACUGAUCUCCAUGAACACACACACACACGUGGUUGACAGACUGCCUGCACAGCAGAGUAAGACGUUUCAGGUGAACUUGACUUUGAGGUGACACAAGGCUGUGAUCACACACACAACUGGUAUUAUUUUAAUCUAGAUAUAAAAUUAAAUUAUUAUAUUAUAUUUCAAAAGGUGUUUUGAAGUUGAUGCCAGAUGAUCAAAACUCUUUUAUUAUUACAUCUUAGUUAAAUCAUAGCUUAACUAACAGAUGAAUAAAUAAAUGCGAUGUUAGCCUGUGGCAUUGAGAUGUAGUUAAAAUUGGUGACAGUUCAAAAAAAAAAAAAAGAUAAACGUUAGCUUACUUAAGCCCAAAAUACAUUCACAAG